Cuscuta campestris is the source of this 624-nucleotide messenger RNA. The record is from the annotation of a GenBank genome assembly. NCBI's taxonomy places the organism in Eukaryota, Viridiplantae, Streptophyta, Magnoliopsida, Solanales, Convolvulaceae.
CGAAAGGGGAUGUUAUCAUCAUAAUCUAAUAAAGAAUGUUCUGGAGUUCCUCAUUCCAACUUUGCCACUGCAUUUGUGCUUUUCUUCUCCGUCUCGCUUCUUUCUUUCUGCAAUUUUUUGGAGGAAAAAAGGGGAAGACGAUGGACCCAAAAACUGAUAAGCUGGUGAGAAGGACGACUAUGGUGGCCACUGCUGUUGCUUCUUAUAUCCUUCUCACUGCAGACUAUGGUCCCCAACCGAGUGCUCUUGACCCUAUCAAAAACGCAAUACUUUCAGCGGAGCGCUCUGUGAAGGAGUUUGUCUUUGGAUCAAAGAAGGUUGGUCAGGAAAAUGAAGCUGAGAAAGCCCCAAAUAGCUCAGAGAAAGUCUGAGACUUUUCACUUGGGUUAACUACCAUUGCUUCCUCAUGAAUGUGAUUUAUGACCUCUAUCAGAGAUUUGCUGCCAUGAAUUUUUGCAGUAUAACAAACUACUUUCUCUUUGUGCCUAAGUUUUGAUGAUAGUGAAAACUCACUUGUUAAUGAUAGUGAAAACAACCAGGUUAAAUAUCACGAAAGUAGGGCUUGAACAAGGUGGCCAUAUGCAACUUGUUUUUUCUGUAUGGCAAUAAGCACAUCUCAAUAGA